AUGUCCGCCCAAUCGAGCAAAUGGCGCGAAGAGCAGAUUCUCAUCCUCUGUCCUGGCAGCCGCACGACAAUGGCCCAGCUCGGCUGCCACGAGCUGACGCCGCCGGCAUACCGGAUUCCGACACGCAUGUUCCGGGACGAAGACUCGGACGAGUGGCGGCCGUACCGCACGUGGAAGCGCAGGAAGAUGACGGUGGCAGCUGAGGACAACGGCGCUGCAACCGACAAGGACGAGUGGGAGUACGUGGAGGACCCGGACUCGGACGAGGGUGCUGUGCAUCCAAUGGAGGGCGGCUACAUCACCAACAUGGAGGCCUUUCUCGCCUUUCUCGAGCACGUGCACGGCCUCCUGACGACGACGUACCACAACACGCCGAUCGUGCUGAUGGCGUCGCCGCAGUGGACGCGACCGGACUGUGAGGCCAUCGCGCUAUACAUCUUUGAGAAGACGCGGACGCCGGCCUUGUGCAUGAUCAACAGCGCGCUAGCUACACAGUACGGCCUCAAGUGGCCACACAUGACGGUGGUGGACAUUGGGUUCGAAAAGGUCGACGUAACGUGUAUCUACGACAGCCGGAUUGUCAACCACAUGGACAUUGGCUACCCGGCCGAGCCGGGCGAGGACCGGGUGAUCUCGGGCGGCGAGGUGUUUACGCAGCGGCUGGUGGAGCUGCUGCGGCGAAAGGACUUCACGUACGAGAUGGCAGAGCAGCUGAAGAAGAGCGCGAUCUGCGAGGUGUUGCCGUACGCGCCUGACUGUCCACAGCUGAUGGAGCUGCCGGAGGACGAGCCGGGGGCAGCGCUGGUUAUGGCGCCAGUGGUGACGAUCGAGCCGGUGGUGGUCGGCGACGGGUCGCUAGCAGUUGCAGCGGACGUGGACGCCGAUCUAGCGAUGGAAGACGGGGUGGUGGCGGCUGACAACGACGGAGUGCUGGACGUGGCGGCCAUUGUGACGACGGGACAGACAAAGGAGUUUCUGGCCAAGAAGGAGAAGGAGAAGACGGAGCGAGGCCGCUUUGGACGGCGGGCAAAGGAGAAGGAGGCCGAGGCGGCCAAACCGGUGCGGCUGCCCAACGCGAAGCGGGCGCGCACGAUAUUCCACUUUGAGGAGCUGAUCGAGGACGACGAGCCGCCGCAGCAGGCGAGCCAUCGGGGCAGCGGAGCUGGCGAUGGUGGCGCUGGCGGAAGUGGCGGUGCAGGUGGUGCAGCAGGUUCGACGAACGGCAAGGCUCGUGACGAAGACGCAGAGGGCAGCGAGGAUGGCUCGGACGCGGAAGGAUCCGAGAUGGACGAGGACGAGGACGAGGACGGCGAGGGUGAGGGCGAAGGUGAAGGCGAAGAGGGCGAUGGAGGGGCAGAAUCCAGAGAGGCAGCAGAAACCAAGACGGAAGAGAAGACUGCGUUCGUGAAGCCCGAAGACGGUGUCGAGGCGGCUGAUAAGACGACGGAAGCAGAAGCAGCAGGAGCAGCUGCCAUCACAGGCGAAGACGCGACGAUGGCGGAUGUGGCAGCAGCCUCGGAGACCACGGAGACCAAGGAGACAAAAGAGGUGCCAGCAGGCGAGACGGCCGAAACGACGCAGCAGGCCACAGCAGUCCCGUCAACGCUAUCGACAGCGGCCAUGGCAGCCGUGGCGGCCGAACAGCAGGGACGCCGGUUCAAGCGACUGCGACGGGACCUGGAGAUCGGGCUGGAGCGGUUCACGUUUGCGGACCGGACGGAGAUUGACCGGAUCGUCGCGACGAUUUACCGGACAGUGCAGGGAAUCCAGGACAUGUACAUGCGGCCGUCGUGCUGGGAGAAUCUGGUAUUUGUCGGCAACGGCAGUCGGCUGCGCGGAUUGCGUGAGAACAUCUUGCAGACGCUGCAGAGCCGCCACCUGAUCUCGCCCUCGACCGCGACCAUCUUCACGUCCGAGCUGCCAAGUCAUCUGGGCACACCCACGGGCACCGGUGCCCAGACGCCGACCGGCAGCGGCUUCUUGGCACCGGCAGCUGUGUCGACCUCGGUCAACCCACUCCUGCAGGCUGCCACCACGGCGUCGCUCGGUGGACCUGGUUCGGUCACCGGCGCCGACGGCUCUUCGCACGUGCACCACUUCCACGCCCAGACUCCCACGGCUAUCAAGACGGCCGUCUUGCCGUCAUACCUCAGCGAGUGGACCAAGAACGGCUUCGAGGAGGCCAUGUUCCUCGGCGCUCAGGUCGCCGCCCGUCUCGCCUUCUGCGUCCACAACCUGGACGCACAGGGACUCGAGAGCCAGCGGCUGAUGUACCUUAGCCGCAUCGACUACAACGAGCUCGGCCCCAAAGGCAUCCGGACACACUCCCUCCUGGGGUAG
Molecule: messenger RNA, 2340 nt
Organism: Grosmannia clavigera kw1407
Lineage: Eukaryota; Fungi; Ascomycota; Sordariomycetes; Ophiostomatales; Ophiostomataceae
Product: chromatin remodeling complex subunit
Exons: 3
Coding region: 1-2340 (779 amino acids)
Source: RefSeq, a predicted model, not a curated record